This is a messenger RNA of Daphnia carinata, 1014 nucleotides long. RefSeq lists its product as uncharacterized. The transcript has 4 exons. Gene Ontology annotation, molecular function: DNA binding. Lineage: Eukaryota; Metazoa; Arthropoda; Branchiopoda; Diplostraca; Daphniidae. The coding region runs from base 36 to 722 and encodes 228 amino acids. The record is from RefSeq and is a predicted model, not a curated record. Gene Ontology annotation, cellular component: nucleus; DNA ligase IV complex; DNA-dependent protein kinase-DNA ligase 4 complex. Gene Ontology annotation, biological process: positive regulation of ligase activity; double-strand break repair via nonhomologous end joining; response to X-ray.
GUUAUUCUAAAUUUUCUUUCCUUGUGUCGUUAACAAUGGCUUUCAUAAACAUAAAUGUGAAUGAUAAAAGCACAUACCUGUUACGCUUAACAUGGACAGAAAGUUACGGAGAAGUAUCACUUUUUGACUAUGAAAACUGUAAAACAUGGAAAGGACGGAUAGAAGAGGAACAGUGUGAAACAAUGGCUGCACAGUUACAGCUAAAUCUGACUGACUAUAAGUCUCAACUGGAAGAAGCUACGAGAUCUCCAUCGUCCUAUCAUAUAAGCCUUACUAAUGAUAUUCUAGUGAUAAAAAAACUGACUUCUAAAGAGUUAUCAUUUCGAAUAGCUGUUAUGCACCUCAAAGAAAUUGAGCUAAAAAUCAGCCUUCCAGAAUUUAUGGCAGCCAUUGCCAAAAAUAUAACUGAAAUGUCUGAUGAACUUGUUGUAAAGGAUAACCUAAUUGAAAAGCUUAACAAAGAAACAGCAAUGUUGAUGGACAGAUGUACAAAAUAUGUCACUAUUGUGGAAGAUUUAACACCGAGCUUAUACACACAGUUUAGCAUUGCCUUUAAUCAUCUGAAGGAAAGGCUAGAAACAGAAACUGCCAGCACGAAAGACGAGCCAUCGAAAACUCAAAGCGUUCUGAGUGCUCCUCAAACCCAAGAAAGACAAAGCACAUCAAGGAUGGACGACUAUGAGGGUGACACAGAUAUUGAUACAGAUGAAGAAAACAAAUAGAAUUUUUGCUCCUUCCUCCAAGCGUCAUAAAAUAACAAGAUAUCUAUGUUUUCCUAAGCUCUGAAUCACUUCAGUCAUCUUGUGUUUGAAAUUUUCGUCUUAGCAAAAAAUUUACAUACGAAAAUAAUUAUUGUGUUGCACAUUUCCUUUAGGAGCGAAUAUGGAACUAAUCUUAAUUGUUUGAUUCCAGAUUUUGUGAAAAUCUUAAACAUAUCCCUUUAGGAAUGAAUACCUGUUUAUUGCUUCUUUUUAUGCGUUUUUAUUGGUGAAAAACUGAAAUUUUGUUUAUUAA